Caenorhabditis briggsae is the source of this 3498-nucleotide messenger RNA. Gene Ontology annotation, cellular component: membrane; intracellular membrane-bounded organelle. Lineage: Eukaryota; Metazoa; Nematoda; Chromadorea; Rhabditida; Rhabditidae. Gene Ontology annotation, biological process: calcium ion transmembrane transport; regulation of cytosolic calcium ion concentration. The transcript has 11 exons. The record is from RefSeq and is a predicted model, not a curated record. The coding region runs from base 1 to 3498 and encodes 1165 amino acids. Gene Ontology annotation, molecular function: P-type calcium transporter activity; ATP binding; ATP hydrolysis activity.
AUGCCAUCAUCAGACGAAUAUGAUUGCUCCAUUGCGGAGCUCAAACUCCUCAUGGAGCUUCGAGGAGCCGAGGCGUUGGAGAAAAUAAACAGCACAUACAACGGUGUAGAGGGACUGUGUCAAAAGUUGAAAACAGAUCCGAUCAAUGGUCUGCCGAACGAUUCGAAAGAAUUACAAAAUCGGAGAAAUGCGUUUGGAAAGAAUGAAAUCCCACCAGCACCAUCAAAGUCCUUCUGGCGGUUAGCUUGGGAAGCUUUACAGGAUAUCACAUUGGUCAUUUUAUUGGUUGCGGCGUUGGUCUCAUUGGGCCUCUCCUUUUAUAAACCACCAGCUGAGCAUGCCAGCAACGACUCAUCAGAAUCGGAAGCGGGUUGGAUUGAAGGAGUGGCCAUUCUUGUAGCCGUUCUUGUAGUAGUCCUCGUCACAGCACUCAACGAUUGGACCAAAGAAAAACAAUUCAGAGGUCUCCAAUCAAAGAUCGAAACUGAGCACAAGUUCUCAGUUAUCCGAAAUGGUGAGCCCUUGGAUAUCGUAGUCAAUGAGCUUGUCGUCGGAGACAUUGCUCGUGUCAAAUACGGAGAUCUUCUACCAGCAGACGGAAUUCUGAUCCAAUCCAACGAUCUUAAAAUCGACGAAUCCUCUCUCACAGGAGAAUCAGAUUUGAUCAGAAAAUCCGAAGAAUUCGAUCCAGUUCUCCUUUCCGGAACACACGCUAUGGAAGGAUCCGGAAGAUUCUUGGUAACAGCUGUCGGAUUAAACAGUCAGACUGGAAUCAUCAUGAGCUUGUUGGGAGCAGCCAAGGAGAAGAAGGAGGAUAAGAGAGAUGAACCAGCAACACUUACCAACGGAAACGGAGCAGUUCAUGGAAAUGGGUUGGCUAAUGGAAUCGAAAAGACAGCAGAGAUUGCAGCAGCACCCUCCGAUGAUGGAGAGGAUGUGGGACGAAUGACCAAGUCUGUACUUCAAUCCAAACUUUCUAACUUGGCUCUUCAAAUCGGAUAUAUCGGAUCAGUGGUUGCCGCUGCCACCGUAUUGAUUUUAGUGAUCAGACAUUGUAUCUCCAACUAUGCCAUUGAUGGAAAAUCCUUCCAAGCAAGUGACAUUUCCCACUUUGUCAACUUCAUCAUCAUCGGAGUCACCGUGUUAGUCAUUGCUGUUCCAGAGGGUCUUCCAUUGGCUAUCACCUUGGCUUUGACCUAUUCUGUUAAGAAGAUGAUGAAGGAUAAUAACUUGGUCCGUCACUUGGACGCUUGUGAGACAAUGGGAAAUGCCACGUCGAUUUGUUCGGAUAAGACUGGAACACUCACAACGAAUCGGAUGACUUGCGUUCAGCAGUUUAUCAAUAACGAGUUCUACAAAGGAAAUGCUCCAAAAUACGAGCAAAUGGACCCAUCGACCCGCGACUUGCUCUUCAACGGAAUCGUCUGCAACAGUGGAUACAACUCGACUGUCGUCCCACCAAAGAAUCCAGGAGAGCAGCGAGGACAAAUCGGAAAUAAGACAGAAUGCUCACUCCUUGGAUUCAUUUUGGAUUCAGGAAGAAGCUACGAGGACCUCAGAAGACAAUUCCCAGAGGAGAAGCUCUACAAGGUUUACACAUUCAACAGUUCCAGAAAAUCUAUGAUGACUGUGAUCGAGUUGGGAGAGAAGAAGUACCGUAUCUAUGCCAAAGGAGCCUCUGAGAUCAUCUUGACUCGAUGCAACUACAUUUUCGGCAAAUCUGGAAAAAUCGAACCAUUCGGACCAAAAGAGGCCGCUACUAUGACCAAGAAUGUUAUUGAACCUAUGGCUUCAGAUGGUCUCCGAACUAUUGGAUUGGCAUUCAAGGAUCUAGUACCAACUGGAACUAAGAAACACGAUUAUGAAGAGGAGUACGAUGGAGAAAUCGAUUGGGAAGAUGAGGAGAAGGUCAGAGAGGGACAAACAGUUAUUGCAGUGAUGGGAAUCCAGGAUCCAGUCAGACCAGAAGUGCCAGCAGCUAUUGCCAAGUGUCAAAAGGCUGGAAUUACAGUAAGAAUGGUCACAGGAGACAAUAUCAAUACAGCUCGUUCCAUUGCCACUCAAUGUGGAAUUAUGACCCCUGGAGGAGACUUCUUGGCUCUUGAAGGAAAAGAUUUCAAUGCUCGUAUCCGCGAUGCCGAUGGAAAGGUCAACCAACAGAAGUUGGAUGCAAUCUGGCCAAAGCUCAGAGUGUUGGCGAGAGCUCAACCAUCGGAUAAGUAUGUGUUGGUCAAGGGAAUUAUCGAUUCGACUGUCAGCAAGAACAGAGAAGUUGUGGCUGUUACUGGAGAUGGUACUAAUGAUGCACCAGCGUUGAAAAAGGCUGAUGUUGGAUUUGCUAUGGGAAUCGCCGGAACCGACGUUGCCAAGGAGGCAUCCGACAUCAUCCUCACCGAUGACAACUUCUCAUCCAUCGUCAAAGCCGUCAUGUGGGGAAGAAACGUCUACGACUCCAUCGCCAAAUUCCUUCAAUUCCAACUCACUGUCAACGUAGUAGCCGUCACCAUCGCCUUCAUCGGAGCAUGUGCCAUCAGUGACUCUCCACUCAAAGCUGUCCAAAUGCUCUGGGUAAAUCUUAUCAUGGACACUCUUGCCUCGCUUGCUCUGGCCACUGAAAUGCCAACUGAAGACCUCUUGAACCGUAAACCAUAUGGGCGUACCAAAUCGUUGAUUUCUCGUACUAUGGUUAAGAAUAUUGUUGGUCAUGCCAUCUACCAACUUGCUAUUCUCUUCGCUAUCAUGUUCUGGGGAGAUAAGCUGAUUCCAAAUACUCCAUCAGGAAGAAAUGCUCCAUUGGGAUCACCACCAAGUGCCCACUUCACAAUUAUCUUCAAUGCAUUUGUGCUAAUGACGCUGGUCAACGAAAUCAACGCCAGAAAGAUUCAUGGAGAGAGAAAUGUCUUCAAGGGAAUCUUCACCAACCCAAUCUUCUGUGUCAUCUGGAUCACCACAUUGAUCUCUCACAUCCUUAUCGUCCAAUUCGGAGGUCAAUGGUUCUCUACUGCUCCCUUGGACAUGACCCAAUGGAUCAUCUGCAUUGCCUGCGGAAUCGGAGAACUCUUCUGGGGACAGAUCAUCAAUUGCAUCCCAGCAUCAAUCCUUCCCAAAUCGUUCCGAUUCGGAAAAGGAGACGUGCAACCGACGUCUAUCAUGCUCUCUGGAGAGUACGAUAUGCCUAGCACCGCGUCGCAGCUUCCAAUGAAGGACGGACAAGUGGUGGAUGAUAAGCAACGGCCUGGACAGGUUCUCUGGUUGCUCGGAUUGACACGAUUGCAGACGCAGAUUCGCGUCGUGAAAGCCUUCCAAUCAGUCAACGACGACUCGCAUCCGAAUUCUUUGACGACGUCGACCGCCGAUCGUCUUCGUGCAUCUUACAGGCGAUUAAGGAUCGCCAGAGAGCUGGAACAACAGAAAAGGGCUGGUGGCCUACGAGCCGGUGGACAGGUAUAUUCUACGGAAACAAAUGCAAAGGAUACAUCCGGAAUAAGAUUUGCUUAA